This is a messenger RNA of Rubroshorea leprosula, 422 nucleotides long. The record is from the annotation of a GenBank genome assembly. NCBI's taxonomy places the organism in Eukaryota, Viridiplantae, Streptophyta, Magnoliopsida, Malvales, Dipterocarpaceae.
CAAGUGGGCAGACGAGCUCAACAAUGUCCUAUGGGCAUACAGAACUACGAGCUGAACUGCUACAGGAAAACCUUGAUCUGCUUGGGGAAAACCUUGAUCUGCUUGCUGAAGUCAGAGAAGAAGCUCGGCUUCGAACUCUUGUAUACAAGCAGAAACUAGCCAACUUCUACAACAAACGGGUCCGCCCUCGAACAUUUAAAGUAGGAGACCUUGUUCUCAGAAAAGCUGGCCUAACGGGGUUCGAAACUCGUUUUGGCAAACUUGCCCCAAAUUGGGAAGGCCCCUAUGCCGUGGCUGAGGUGCCACAUCCUGGUGCUUAUAUUCUCCAAGACGCUGAAGGAAAGAGAGUUCCUAGAGUCUGGAAUGUCAAUAACUUGAAGAAAUUUUAUCCCUAAUAAAAUUCUUUCAAGUGUUUUAAGUCU